GUGACUAAUAAUUAAGUAGUCACACCCACUCAUUUCAAGAUGGCAUCCAGUAUUGAACUAAUUGAUUUCAGAGCUGAAGGAAUCCACUCUCUUAAAGAUAUUGGGUAUGCUAUAAAUGAAGGAAGAGUAUCAGAAGUUCUACCGUCCAGUAGCUCCUCAGUCUAUUUGAAUAUAAUCACACAAGAAGACAAAGAGUUCUGUGUAUUAUUGGACAAAAAUGGAUACCAGGUUGUUGGAUUCAAGUGCGACUGUGUUGAUGAGGGCCUGUCUCUUUCAGUUUAUGAAACUAUCUAUUCAUUAAUGGACUCCAUCAGCGAUAGUUAUAAAGUAUCUUUUAAUACUCAACUAUUCAAUAAAUUAAAACAUUAUCAACAAGGCAAUAAAGAUGAAAAAUAAAUAAUUAAAUAAAUUGAAACUAAACGAAAAAUUAUUGACAAUUAUCAUAGGCUAACAAUAUUGUUGCUACUUGAA
Amphimedon queenslandica is the source of this 471-nucleotide messenger RNA. Its product is annotated as GSK3-beta interaction protein-like. Lineage: Eukaryota; Metazoa; Porifera; Demospongiae; Haplosclerida; Niphatidae. Gene Ontology annotation, biological process: regulation of canonical Wnt signaling pathway. Gene Ontology annotation, molecular function: kinase regulator activity; protein kinase A binding. Gene Ontology annotation, cellular component: cytoplasm. The coding region runs from base 40 to 396 and encodes 118 amino acids. The transcript has 2 exons. The record is from RefSeq and is a predicted model, not a curated record.